ACUUUGAUUUACUUGAGCAAUGAGAAUGGUCAUUGGCGGUGUGAUCUGAAACUGAAGAAAUGCUUCUUCAAACGAGGCAAAUUGGGGCUGCGGAUGCAUGUCCAUGGAUCACAGUGACACCCACAAAGAAAAGGAACGGUAAACAGUGUUCUUCAUUGAGAAUUGGGAGUCCAAAAUGCUCAGUAUCAACCCAAUUGGAAUUGAAGAGUGACAACAAUACGAUGACAAAGCCGUAUCCAGCAGAGGUUUCGAGGACCAUAAUGGAGUUGGCACGUGUGGGCACGCUUUCCACGUUGACCCAGGAGGCUUUGCCUCUGGGUAUUGGGGUUCGUUUCGGCGUUGACCCUGAACAUGGCACUCCCUUCUUCUGCUUCAAUCCCUCUAAUCCUUCCAACAUUCCCUCGUCCCUCCACGUUCAGUUUGAACAGUGUGGAUUGCGCACUCCUCAAUGCACUAUUCAAGGAACCCUUACCAAACCACAGGAUCCAAAGCGGUUUGUUGCUGUGUGGAGGAAGAGAUUUGGAGAAGAGGUUGAUCAAGAUUUUAUUUACAUUAUUGCCAUUGAUCGGGUGCUGCAAUUGGAAAACUUUCAGGAGGAUGGUGUAUGGGUCUCUUCUUUAGAUUACAAAAAUGCACAACCUGAUCCUCUUCGAGACUUUGCGGACAAUUUAGUCUCUGAAAUCAACACCAACAAUAUGGAAGACAUUACUCGCUUUUGCAAUGUGUUUGUUGAUUUGGAUUUCCUGGUUUCGGAAGCAAAGAUGAUAUGGGUUGAUCGCUUGGGCUUUGAUAUGCGUUUGUCUUGCCCUGAAAAAGGUGUGUUUGAUGUUCGCAUUCCUUUCCCUAGAGAAGUGACGGAUGAAAAAGGUGCCAAGUCCACAUUUAAUUGUAUGUCACAAAUGGCUUGGGAGAUUGAAAGAAACUUCCAGCAUCCUGACUUUCCCAAGGCCUUAUAGAUUGGUAGAAUACCUUCCGCCAAAUGCUUGCAUACAUUUUCCCUCAAGAUCUCAUCGGAGAUCACCCAACUUGAUUGCUUCUUGCACCUUUCAUCAAAAGCUAGAUUGAAAGCAUUGAGUCUCUUAACCAAAUCUUGGCUAGUCACACUUGCACUUGAGGAUGAAAGCAAGUCCUUUUGAAUUACAAGAAUAGUUAGAAGCUUUCCCCAGCUAUUCCUCAAAUAAAGUGCUACAUAAUAGUCCUUAUAUUGUUCGUGGGCUUUUAACCAAGAAUCUCCCAUCAUAUUUCCAAGCACAGUCCCCCUCAAACUGUAGAAAUGACAGUGAUUAUUCAUCAUAAAAAGGUAGGACAGAGUGAUAUCUUCAUAGGCCUUUGACCAAGCAUCCAAAUUUACUGCAACCUCCUUAAUUGCAUUAUAUAUUUUGCUUAAAACAAUACCCUCUUCGUACACUUCCUUUCUCCAGCUAAGAUGUAUUUUCAAAACCUGUGUCAAAUGUGGCCCAUAGGCAUCUCCAAGCAGCUGAUUGCAGUAAUCAGUAACAAAGUUUACCAGCCGGGGAACGCCGCCAUCAGGGGGAGGAGAAGUUGGCCUUUGCAACUUCACUUGUGCUGGAAGUUGCCAGAAUAUCUCACUGGCACCAUUAACAACUUUGUUGAUAAGAUCCUUUGUCACAGUUCUAAUUUCUUCACAAGCUUUCCCACUGAAAAGCUGGUUGAAUUUUAGUCUUAGACCAUUUAAGACCCUGAAUAUGGACAGCAGGUUCAACAACUUGAAGGGGUCAUUUUUCCUCUCAGUAACAAUCCUUCCAAAUUGUAUAAAAGAAAGAAUUCCUGAUUCAACGGCUAUCUUUGCAAAACAUCCCAUCCAUGCUUCUGGACCAAUUUUCCCAAAGACAUUAUUUGAGAGCCUGUACUCAACCUCAAGCAGUUGCUGCACAACCAACUCCAAAUGGCUGCCCCAUUGGUCUAUGUAACUCUCCAUACACUGUACAUUCUCAAAUCCAGCAGUUGGAAUCUCAAGGUAACUCAAAUCCAAAGUCUUCAAACUUCGACGAGCAUUCGUACCUCGAACUUCAACAUAUAUAGAUUCACACUUGUCGAGCCUGUCAUUGGCACUUAAUCUCUCAAUGAUGGCCUGUAAUCUCCCUGCUGAAGAACCAUUCAUUAGAAAAGUUUGUUUGGCAAUGCUGGCUUGCUGACCAAUGUGUGAUGUUAAUGAAACCAAAGGGAGAGGCAUCGAGUUUGCCAUCAAAAGCCUGUGGAACUCAAUCUCUAGUUUGUCAAAGGCAGUACUAAGAAAGCCUCCAUGAAGCCGAGCACGUACCUCCAUGACCUGCAAUUCUUGCAAUAUUUUCAAAGAUUUAUUCACAUUCAACAGGUAAAGCUCAUUGGUGAUUGCUUUGUCUUGUAAGAACUCAAAAACGCCGUGCAACCAGCCCACUGCUAAUCUGCAAUUAUCAGUGAGAAGCUUCAGUGCUUCCUCAAGCUUCUUUGUGUCUGAGACAUACGUGUAUAGAUCAGAACUGGGGUCUGUCAAGAGAGAAUGCUCCAAUUGAUGAACAGAGUCAAAAACCUUGAGGGCUGCAGCAGCAGAACAUAGAACACUGUCUAUGCUUUGACCAAUGUUGACCAAAAAACACUUUUGCAUUGAGAUGGGUCUAAGUGAAGCUUGCAAGGACAGACAUCUCUGUUUAAGUAGCUCCAAUCUUGAGCCAGACUCUUCUAAUGCAGAGCCAAUAACGCUUGAUGUUUCCAAGCUAGUUGACAAGCACUUUCUAGCGGCUUCAAGAUUCCCCUGGCUUUCCAUAUCAAUGGCAAAUCAAGUACUAACGCAAAAUGAUUACUAGUUUGGCUUUUAGAUUGCAUUCAGAUUAUUCAGUUUGGUCUAAUGAUGAAGAUAAUCUUUGUUGGAUUCUUGUGUAUCGCCCCACUCAAUUCCUUUCACCAAACUCAACAAACAAAGUAAAAAAGGAGGUAACUUCACUUGCAAUACAAACAUACAAGAAACCUCAACCACCAAGCAGUAGAGCUUCCUUGAAUAGGCAUACCAUUUGCCCAACUAAUUUCCCGAGCCAUUAUUUAUUUAUCAUCUUGUAAUAGUCACUCCUAGCUUUAUUGUUUAAUUUGAAGACAGAGACCUGCUAGUCUUGCUUCAAUUACCUCAACAAUCUCCCAACCACAUAUAUCGAAAUUAUCAUUUUCG
This is a messenger RNA of Abrus precatorius (Indian licorice), 3160 nucleotides long. RefSeq names its product glutamyl-tRNA reductase-binding protein, chloroplastic. Bases 60 to 956 code for a protein of 298 amino acids. The record is from RefSeq and is a predicted model, not a curated record. Gene Ontology annotation, cellular component: chloroplast. NCBI's taxonomy places the organism in Eukaryota, Viridiplantae, Streptophyta, Magnoliopsida, Fabales, Fabaceae. The transcript is spliced from 6 exons.